This is a messenger RNA of Thalassophryne amazonica, 1140 nucleotides long. RefSeq names its product Wnt-activated inhibitory factor 2 (gene tpbgl). The transcript has 2 exons. The coding region runs from base 1 to 1089 and encodes 362 amino acids. Gene Ontology annotation, biological process: negative regulation of canonical Wnt signaling pathway. The record is from RefSeq and is a predicted model, not a curated record. Gene Ontology annotation, cellular component: plasma membrane. Gene Ontology annotation, molecular function: protein binding. NCBI's taxonomy places the organism in Eukaryota, Metazoa, Chordata, Actinopteri, Batrachoidiformes, Batrachoididae.
AUGGAGAAAGACUACACACGGGAGAAGAUGUGGAUAUUUCACAGUGCGGACAAUCAGAAAUGUCUUUUUCCUCUGUGGAAUCGCUGCUGUUUGUGUUUGACCGUGGCGAUGUGUUUGCUGUUUGCGCCUGGCUGGACGGAUGACAGUUGUCCGCUGUUUUGCAUCUGCGCCAGAGACUCCGGGACGGUCACCUGCCGGGAUGCGGAGGACGCAGAGGUACCGGGAGACAUACCGGACUGGACCUCCACCUUGAUCAUCACGGGGAGAAACAUCUCAACUUUACAGCGCGGUGCGUUCAGGACCAACGCCACCGAGUUGGAAAUGUUGACUCUGUCGCUGUCCUAUAACCGCAUACAAACCAUCGAGCCUUACGCGUUCCUGGGACUCCAGCGUCUGCACCUGCUGGACCUGAGCCACAACCGCCUGGUGUCUAUCUCAGCCCGGGCUUUCCACGGCCUUUCACAACUGCACUCUCUUUAUCUUAAUUACUCCAUAUUGCCUCCGGCCGCUGUGCAACUCUCGCAUGCGCUCAGCGCGCAAAGCUUGCGCAACCUCCACAGACUUGAGUUGGCGGGAAACAGCCUGGAGUGGAUCCCUCUGCUGAGAUUAGACGCGCGCAACCUGCACGUGUUAGUGCUGGUGAAUAACUCCAUAGAAAGCAUCGGGAGGGAAAACGUGUCUAGUCUGUACCAGCAAAGACGCACGCGACUCUACUUGUCUUCGAACCCGUUUCGGUGCACCUGCGAGCUGGAGGCGUUUUACUACUGGCUGAAGAACUCAUCGCAGUGUCCGGACGCGGGGCGCCUCCUGUGUAGCGAACCGGAGCCCAAGAGAGGGGUCCCGGUCGACAUGCUCCGGGCGGAGGACGUGGACUGCAUGAACGAGAACCUGGAGGCGGUUUCCUACGUGUUUCUGGGCAUCGUGCUGGCACUGAUCGGGGUGGUGUUUCUAAUGGUGCUCUACCUCAACCGAGGGGGCAUCAAACGGUGGCUCAACAACAUCCGGGAGGCGUGCAGGGACCAGAUGGAGGUCUACCAUUACCGAUACGAGCAGGACUCAGACCCCAGACUGGCCAACGUGGCUGUUUAACGUCAGAAACAAUUCAGACUCAUUUAAAAACACAGAGCCAAAGGCACAUUC